Lactuca saligna is the source of this 590-nucleotide messenger RNA. Lineage: Eukaryota; Viridiplantae; Streptophyta; Magnoliopsida; Asterales; Asteraceae. The record is from the annotation of a GenBank genome assembly.
UUUCUGCCACCGUUUUCCGCCAAGGAUACCGCCACAUUGAGGAUCGAAUUCGACGCACAGACUAAAGAUCGACGAUCCAUUCCAUCUACCGCCUUCUUCCUCCUUCCAUCCUCUAUCUCUACAUGUUUUGACAAACAACAACGACUACCAAUCCACGAUCCUCGUAUGGCAUAUCAAUGACGUCAAAUCCACGAUCCAAGAGAUCUACUUCAUUCAUUUUUAUGUUCGAUUGCAAUAAUAAACCGUUGAAUCGCAUUUGUGGAUCACUUCUAUCUGGCGAGGAUCUUAUACCGCCAAUGCCUUCUUUUCCAAUUGCACCUCUGACCGCCACAAACUACACAAACACUGUUACAUAUGGCUCCAACCUCCACAGUUCCCACCUAUAUAUCGAUUAUCAAAGAUCUCCUUGUUCCGCUCACCAUCUGUUCGAUGAAAUGCCUAAGAGGGUUUUGGGUUCUUUUGAGCUCAGAAGAAGUGACAUCACAUGGAGCUCAUUCUUUUGCGAAAAUUAUCCCCCUUACCUUGAACCAAUGUUUCUUGCUCAUAUCAACUGGUUCUUUAUCCCACUUCUUCUUAGAUCACCUGUUUGA